Messenger RNA from Dendroctonus ponderosae (mountain pine beetle), 1728 nucleotides. RefSeq names its product probable methylmalonate-semialdehyde dehydrogenase [acylating], mitochondrial. Gene Ontology annotation, molecular function: methylmalonate-semialdehyde dehydrogenase (acylating, NAD+) activity; malonate-semialdehyde dehydrogenase (acetylating, [NAD(P)+]) activity. Gene Ontology annotation, biological process: thymine catabolic process; L-valine catabolic process. NCBI's taxonomy places the organism in Eukaryota, Metazoa, Arthropoda, Insecta, Coleoptera, Curculionidae. The record is from RefSeq and is a predicted model, not a curated record. Bases 68 to 1627 code for a protein of 519 amino acids. The transcript is spliced from 8 exons. Gene Ontology annotation, cellular component: mitochondrion.
GUGCCAGUGACGUGACGAUUUCGUUUAGAUAUUGUGCGUUUGACUGUUAAGGGAAUUUGAAUGCAAGAUGUUUCGACUGGCUGUGAAUCCAUUGCUCAAUGUUUUAAAACGGCAAUAUUCGAAUGUAGCUCCAACGACCAAAUUGUUCAUUGAUGGACAAUUUGUGGAGUCAAAAACAACCCAAUGGGUGGAUUUGCACGAUCCUGCCACAAACAACUUGGUCACUAGAGUACCACAAAGCACACAAGCAGAAAUGGAAGCUGCAGUGCAAUCAAGCCAAAACGCUUACGAUUCAUGGAAAAACACCUCAGUACUGACCAGGCAGCAGUUAAUGCUAAAAUUGCAGGCCGCAAUCCGAAGAGAUAUGAAGAAAAUUACCGCUAAUAUCACCUUGGAACAGGGCAAGACUCUGGCGGAUGCCGAUGGCGAUGUUUUGAGAGGAGUUCAGGUUGUGGAGCAUGCAUGCGCCGCUGGCACUUUGCUUCAGGGCGAAUCCCUUCAAGGCAUCUCGAAAGACAUGGAUAUCACGUCCUAUAAAGUGCCUAUUGGAGUUACAGCAGGUAUUUGCCCAUUCAACUUCCCUGCCAUGGUGCCAUUGUGGAUGUUCCCUUUGGCUCUAAUCGCAGGAAACACCAUGCUAAUCAAACCAUCCGAAAGAGACCCCGGCGCCACGGUGAUGCUGAUGGAGCUGCUUAAUGAAGUAGGAUGUCCACCAGGCGUAGUAAAUGUAAUCCAUGGUACCCAUGAUGCAGUCAAUUUCAUCUGCGACAACCCCAACAUCAAAGCGAUAAGUUUCGUUGGAGGUGACCGGGCAGGAAAACAUAUCUACUCAAGAGGAGCUGCAAGUGGCAAAAGAAUACAGUCCAACAUGGGGGCUAAAAAUCACGCCAUCGUGCUUCCUGAUGCGGAUAAAAAUGCGGCGUUGGACGCCAUUGCAGGUGCAGCUUUCGGGGCAGCUGGACAAAGAUGCAUGGCCUUAAGUGUGGCCAUUCUAGUAGGCGAAGCGCAAAAAUGGCUUCCCGACCUGGUGGAAAAAGCCAAAAAGCUCCAAGUGAAUGCUGGGCAUGAACCUGGAACUGAUGUUGGCCCGGUGAUUUCACCUCAAGCUAAGCAGAGGAUUUUAGGUUUGAUUGAAGCCGGCAUUAAGCAGGGCGCAAAAUGCCCCUUAGACGGUCGCAAUGUUAAAGUGGAAAAAUACCCCAACGGAAACUUCGUGGGACCCACAAUCCUCACUGAAGUCCUCCCUAGCAAUGACUGUUAUAAGGAAGAAAUCUUCGGCCCGGUGCUUUCAGUGGUUUCAGCCAAUACCCUGGAGGAAGCAAUCUCGAUAAUAAACGCCAACCCAUAUGGAAAUGGAACAGCCAUUUUCACCACCAGCGGGAACCAUGCGAGACAAUUCGUGCAUGAAGUCGAUGUUGGACAGAUCGGCAUCAAUGUUCCCAUUCCGGUACCAUUGCCAAUGUUCAGUUUCACCGGCUCUAGAGGAAGUUUCCAAGGGGAUCUUCACUUUUAUGGGAAGCAAGGGCUCAAUUUCUAUACGGAAACGAAGACAAUCACUUCCCUGUGGAGGAAAGGAGUGGUAUCUGCUGGUGCGGCUCCUUCGGUUUCUAUGCCGGUUCACAAUUAGGGUGUUGAAUGGACAGCUGGAGAAGAAAUUCUCAAUAAAGGACACUUUGUGAAAGUUGUCAAUAAUAUAAUUACAUUAAAAAUAUAUUUCCAAUCACGUAA